ACUAAGAUGUUAGGUAAAGGCAGGCUUGAUAAUCAUACCGGUUCAACCUGGUUCAACCGGUUUGGAACAAGUAUUUUUAUUUACGGAAAGACUAUGAGCAUGCGUAUCACGGGGGAACACCCUGAUACUUGGCAGGCAUUAUUAGAAAGUUGCUUCGCGAGCGUUUCUUAACUGACACAACUAUAUCUACAGUUCUUCCUCUCUAAGCGUCGUUGAAAGGCUGUGAAUAUACUCAGAGGUUAUAUAUGUUAGUCCUGUGAAUGGUACCUUUAUUUCUCAACAAUUCAAAGUCAUAAUUAUCGUUCUGGCCACCUGGGAGCCCUGAGAAACUACCAUUUUCAGAUGCAGCAAUGCCACCAGUACUAUCAACUCAAUCUCCAGAUGUUUCGUUGAGGCUGACACCAGRCAAAAUUCAUUACUUGAAACUGUGUUGUCUUUUGGUGAGUGGAGGAACAACCAUACUGAGAAAGUUACUUAAAAAUCGCAUAUUUCCACUAGAAUUGCCCGAAGUGCUCAAUAAGCCACGUGUAUUAGCAAGAUUACGUCAUUUGAGAAAAAGAGGAAUAAUAUCUGAUAAGGAGUGGCAGUUGCUUUACCCUCCUUCAGGCUCUUGUCAGCCCAAAUCCUUUGACAUCACCUUGCUUACCAAGAUUUUAAAAGAAAAAGACAUAUGCAGAYUUAGUCCACCGAAGACGGGGUGGAAUAACUUGCCAAAUCAAGCGGACUUAUCUUUAGAGGCCGACAUUGUAAGAAUCCAUUACUACAGAAAUUUUAUUUCUCACAUCAACGAGAGCAUGGAAAUUCGAAAGCCGGAGUUUCAUGAUUACUGGAGACAAAUAAAAGAUGCAUUGUUACGGAUUGUAGGGUACUAUUCACCAAGUGGGUCGCCCUUAGUGGAAGAAUGGGAAAAGGCCAUUGAUGAUCAACUGAUUCGUCCGUUAGAUGUUGAUGAAGAUCAGGAGGGUUCAAGCUUUUGUAACUAUUUACAACAAUUACCAACUCAAGUGUUCAGUUUACGUUGUAUGAUAAAGUUGGCAAGCGUCGGUGCAUGGCUCGGAGGAACCAUCUACGCACUAAAAAGGCUAACAGAUAACCCAGAAGUCCUUGCUAACUUGGUUGAGUCCACGUUCCCUGGUGGCAUUUCGGUUAUUCGCGUUGAGUUUGGAUCAAUUAAAUUGCAGCUUCGUGCUCGAGACCUGCUUGCAAUGGAAGAAUUACGGAAAAGGUAUGAGUCAGGUCAAUUGACAAAAGAUCUACAAAAAUCCAUCAUCACAGAAGAUUUAAAAAAUCGAGCAAAUGGUGAACCUGUUGGGUUUACCGUAGAGAUGGAUGAGGACGAAUACUUCUUAGCACGUCAAUACCUGUGCGAUAACCAAGAAACAAACGACGAUACGUUAUGCAAGACAGCAAAGACAGUAAGAAAGGAAGAAGAAGACAACUUGAAUGAAGAUAGCACAGACAAGACUGUUUCUCUGGAGGAAGAAGAAGACAACUUGGAUGAAGAAAACGCAGACAAGACUGUUUCUCCGGAGAAAGAAGAAGACGACUUGGAUGAAGAAAGCACAGACAAGAAUGUUUCUCCGGAUAAAGAAGAAGACGACUUGGAUGAAGAAAACGCAGCUAAGAAUGUUUCUCUGGAGGAAGAAAAAGACAGCUUGAAUGAAGAUAGUAAAAUGCAAACAAUGAGGAAUACUGAAAUUCAGCAUAGGCACUUCAUGGGCACUUCAUACAUGUAUGAUGUUCUUGACGACAGCAGUAAACCAACGAAUGUACAAGCUGAUGAACCAGGUCCGAUUGUUUUGGUCACAGGACGACAAAAGAAUGCACGAGCUGAUGAACCAGGUCCGAUUGUUUUGGUCACAGGACGACAAAAGAAUGCACAAGAAUAUGCAGAAAACCUGAAGUCAUCCAUUAAACAAGAAACCGAUUUUCUGCUGUCAGAAGAAGAGGACAAUACAAUUAGAACCGAUGACAUCUUUACGAAUGUGACUAUCCAACGCGGUCCAAAACACUUCAAGGAACCCAAAGAAAGGAGAUUUGGCAGCAGGGAAUUGGAUGAAAUUCAAGCGGGUAGUACGAAACUCACGAACUGUUGUCAUAAGCUGAUACGGGAUUGGCCGCAUAACCGAUUGUUUGAGGAAGGUCAAGAAAAUGUCAAAGUACCUGAUUUUCAUCCUGCGUCUUCAGUACAGACAUCUGUCGGCAUGCGGUUGGAUGAAAAUCAAGCAAGUAGUACCCCACCUCUUCCCCUAGUUCAUCCAAUCCAAGAAACGAAUGUAUAUCUUCCUUUUGUUGAGCAACCAGAUUGUUUGUAUCGUCAAGGUCUGGAAAUACCAGAACCAGUAAAGUCAGAAGACCAAAUGAAACGGCACAGAUUUUCGUCUUUACGAAGAACACUAGGAUAUACAAAAGAAUUCCAGUCAUCCUUGAGACAAUCGCAACAAAUCGGUUUUCUGUCAAAGGAAAAAUACAAGAAACACAAUACUCUUUACGAGUGUUACUAUCCAACGCGGUCCAAAACACUUCCAAGAACCCAAAUGAAAGGUAUUUGGCAGGAGGACAUUCAUGCGCCUGUACUUCAUUGGCCCCAUCUACCAGAACCAGAAAAGUUGAACGGCGACGAAUUAAAAAUGAAAAGUAAGUCUGAUUUGUCUUCUACACAUCUGGCGUUUUGUCGAUUAACUCAAGAGACCCUUCCACUCAACUAUAACUUUAUUCGUACCAUCCUUUAGAAUUGUAUUUAUUUCAUAUUAUUUCAAUUAUUUUUAUUAUUCCAAUGGCGGACAUAUUUUUAUUUUUCGAUGAUCAAUUGCAUUGACGCCAUUUCUACGCCAYUAUUUUAGAUCAGGUGGUUGUAAUUCCUGUCCCUAACUUAUCCUACACUCUUUUUUUAAAUGGGGCAUAAACCUAGGCGAUAUAGGGCGACGUA
This is a messenger RNA of Actinia tenebrosa (Australian red waratah sea anemone), 2929 nucleotides long. RefSeq lists its product as uncharacterized. Lineage: Eukaryota; Metazoa; Cnidaria; Anthozoa; Actiniaria; Actiniidae. The record is from RefSeq and is a predicted model, not a curated record.